Molecule: messenger RNA, 345 nt
Organism: Talaromyces marneffei
Lineage: Eukaryota; Fungi; Ascomycota; Eurotiomycetes; Eurotiales; Trichocomaceae
Exons: 1
Coding region: 1-345 (114 amino acids)
Source: RefSeq, a predicted model, not a curated record
AUGCGAGUGAACGACCAACGACUUCCUAUCAUGGUCAUAGAAUCAGGGUCAUUUGAAUCAUUAGACCGACUCCGCGAGGAAGCGAAACUAUGGAUUCUAGGAGGCAAUGCCACCGCUGUGAUUAUCAUAUGCUGCAGACAUGUUGGCGAUGCGGACCAAGUCGAAGGCGAGGUCGAGCUACAUACUCCAGACAGUAAUGGCAAUCCGGUUCUACAACAGACAGAGGUUGUUAUUCCGGAGGCUUCUCCACGGCAGGUACGAGAACAGAGCCCCAGAAUGACGAGACGGAUGCUUUUGGGCCUGCCCUUCUCCCAGGCGGAGACCCGGAUGACCAAUUUGAUCUGA